Molecule: messenger RNA, 1377 nt
Organism: Trichoplax adhaerens
Lineage: Eukaryota; Metazoa; Placozoa; Uniplacotomia; Trichoplacea; Trichoplacidae
Exons: 10
Coding region: 1-1377 (458 amino acids)
Cellular component (GO): membrane
Source: RefSeq, a predicted model, not a curated record
AUGCGAAAGAAAUUUCGAUUUACUGUAGAAUCGCUGUGUUUGAUUUACGUUUUACUGCUACUGAAUCAAAUCAGCACCUAUGGGGCCUACCAUAGUAAAGAGAAAAGAUCAACGUUAUGGAAUCCAGCGUCCGCCAAAAUAUAUAACUUUUCAGCAAUUCCUUUAGCGUCCAUUAAAUGUAAUUUACAAAAUGACUUAUGCGGAUGGAAAGAAGUAACUGGAAUAAGUAACUUUGGUUGGAAAAGACAGAAUGGAUUAGAAGCAGAUGCAUCAGGCCAUGGCCUCAGUAAUGAUUUCACUUACGGCAAUAAAUCUGGUUAUUACUUAAUAGCUAAUUUUCGAAAUUUCUUAAAGCCUAAUUAUUUCGCUGAUUUAAUCAGUCCACCAAUGCUUCUUCCAAAGCAGCUACAACAUGUUAAAGUAAAGUUUGCCUAUAACACUGACAUCAGUACUCUGCAAAUUUAUGCUAUCUAUCCAAGAUAUAAUCUUACUCAGCAUCGUUUACGUGAAAGCAUAUUUAAAAAUCAUAGCCAUCAAUGGUAUCAGGAAGAUUUCACCUUUCUUCCCUUAUAUCCGUACUACCAAAUAAUCAUUCGAAGCAUCACCAACGCUAAGAACAUUCUUAUAGCAUUAGAUGAUCUCGAAAUAUAUCCAAUCGACACUAUACCCAUAAAAUUAGUUGGUGAAUCUAGUACCUCUGGUCGUGUUGUUGUUUAUCAUGAAGGCGAAUGGGGUACAGUUUGCAAUGAUUUAAUGAAUGAUAGAGUAGCAACAGUAAUCUGUCGCCAAUUAGGUUUACCUCAACCCGGAAAGAUGUUAUCAACAAUAAAUGAAGGUACUGGAACGAUAUGGAUUCGCCUUCUUAUUUGUAUUGGUAAUGAGAAACGCUUGGAAAAUUGUCUUAUAUCAUCAUGGAAUAGCACUUUUUGUAAUCAUUCUGAAGAUGCUGUGAUAUCCUGUUCAGGAAAGACAUUAACAACUACCUCUGCAGUGGGAUACACAGCGACAGUUGCUACCACCAAACCAUCAGAAUCGAGAACGGCGGUUCCCUUCGUUUUGAUUAGUGCUAGUUUCUUUGUAUUAGUGAUUUUAACCUUAAUCUAUAUUCGUAAUGCGAGGAGAUCAAUUAGUAGACGGAAUCAAUCAACUAGGCAGUCAGCAACACAGCGGCCUCGUAUGGUAGCCCCUCCUUCGUAUAAUACUGCUCUCAAUGAAAUAACUCGUGAUCCAAAUGCCCUAAAGGAACUUCAUCACAGUCCUACCGGAGCCUUGUUGCAAACCGAGGGUUGCAACAAGAAGCGACAGAAAAAUAGCCCACCUCACCUAGGGGAUAAAAAAUACUUUAUUUCGCUACCAACUCACUUUAACGAGACAUAA